Xyrauchen texanus (razorback sucker) is the source of this 3338-nucleotide messenger RNA. RefSeq lists its product as uncharacterized. Gene Ontology annotation, molecular function: protein binding. The transcript has 16 exons. Bases 4 to 2130 code for a protein of 708 amino acids. NCBI's taxonomy places the organism in Eukaryota, Metazoa, Chordata, Actinopteri, Cypriniformes, Catostomidae. The record is from RefSeq and is a predicted model, not a curated record.
UCAAUGUGCCUGGGAGCUCACACAAUCACACACACACACACACACUCUCCAGCAAGAUUAUGUGAAGGAAACCGACUCAAAGUACUGGAAAUGAACCUCUUCUGCUUCACUCUGGACGGCUCGACAGACAGCCUGUACGAGCCUGCCCAGAGCGACCAGAACAGCCAAGACUCUGGCCCAUUACACAGAAGGCUAUGCAGCCCUAGCUCUGUGAAUAAGAAUGUUGGGAGAGGUUCAGAGCCUUGCAUCACCAUGAAGCAUCCAGAGACAAAUAAGACUCAUUUGGAAAAGGCAAAGAGAAAGUCUCAAAUAGUUACUGAAGAUGAGAUUACAGAGUCUAAUAAUGCCCACGGGCCCUCAACCAAGAAAAACGAUGGAUCGGUGCACGGCAAGAACAAUUCCAACACAGAAGUGGUCAAAGAUCACAACCGGACAAAACAAUUUACACGGGAGGAGAAAGAGCAACAAGAGAGUUUGGAGAAAACAGUGAAACAUUCAUGUGUUAAGGGUGUGAACUUUGAAUCCUGGAAUCCCAAUAGAGAAAACUCUGAAGUCAGACAGCAAGACGUGACCAGGAGGGCAGAGGGUGAGGAGGAGGCACAAGGAACAUUGAAAAGGAUCCAGAAAUUGGUUGGAGUGAAGAAGGGGGGUCAAAGCAGCACUGAGGAACCGUACAGGAACAGCACAGACACUGGUGAUCAUUUGCCAGAAUCAGAGAGAAAAGACCACAGUCCUGUCAUUACCUGCAUCACUCUGACCAAAAAAACUGAGAAAAAGCUUGGGAGCAGGUCGACAUCGCAACCACCGCGAUCCCAGCCGCCCCCACAGGAGAAGGAUGUGGAUAUAAUGGAAACAGAAGUUUCUUGGAGUCAAGGGCUCUUUCAGGAGUACUGGAACCCCUUGAGCUACUCUCCAGCCUGGGAAUCCUCCAGUCACACCUGCCACAGGUCAACGGCCGAACAGGUCAUGUACAACUUCAACUUUACCCUUCCCAGAGACACAGACUGGGACAAGUACGAACAACUCUUCCAACGAGUGGACCCCUACAAACGAGACCAGCAGGGCAGAUGGAUCACCCACUCCGUCAUGGACCUGGACAUGCCUGACACCUUGCGUUCCUCCAGUUUUGGGAUUUUUGACAGGCCCACCCAUGUCAAGACAGAAGAAAAAGGAGAUAGUUUGCCCGCGGAAGCAGAGUCUCCUGAGGUGGAUCCCGGUAAAACAGGAGGUCUCGGGAAGAGGAUGAAGACCAUCUCUCUGACCAUGCGUAAGAAGAUGGGCAGGAAAUACACUAAAGCCCUGUCAGAGGAAACGGGAGAGGAAAAUGAACCUGUGGCAACCGAAGAGGGAAACGGUGGAAGUUCUUUAGCUAAAGGUUGCUCCCAUUCCAGUAAUUCAGUGGAAAGUUUGUUCAGUUUGCACAGCGGACAGAGCUCAUCCAGUGGUGUGACCAGUGGCUCGGAGGGUUAUAGUAACAGGGACAGUCUGCGUCUAGAAGAAGACAUGCCGUACACGGGCCAGUUCUGUGGGAGAGCCAAGGUCCACACCAACUUUGUUCCAAGUCCGUAUGACACAGAAUCUCUCAAACUCAAGGUAGGAGAUGUAAUUGAUAUCAUCAGUAAACCUGCGAUGGGAAUCUGGACUGGGAUGUUGAAAGGCAAAGUGGGAAACUUUAAGUUCAUCUAUGUUGACGUGCUGGUGGAGGAAAUGGCUCCAGAACCAAGGAUCCGUUCUCACAGGAGGAGCAGAAGACCUCGACCCAAAACAUUGCAGGAACUUCUUGAGAGACUAAACCUAGAGGAGCACAUUUCGUCUCUUCUGCUGAACGGUUAUCAGACGGUGGAAGAUCUUCGAGACCUUAAGGAGCAGCAUCUCAUAGAGCUGAAUGUAACCGACCCUGAACACAGACACCGACUGCUAGCGGCAGCAGAAAGACUUCAGGACACAGAAUAUAAUAAUCAGACCCAUGGUGAGGCUGACGAGGAGCCCAAAUCUCCCUCCGAGCACAUAAAAACAGAGCUGAAUGACUUUCCUAGAGACUCGGGCUGUUACAUCGGAUCUGACUGUUCAGAAAACAGUAAAGAGGACACCGAGAAACCAGAUGGCCCCUCUGAGCCCAUCAGCAGCUGAAACCUAACCACAACACCUCCAGGCCUGCAUAACACUGUGUUUAAACCCUCGUCCUGCCUCUGGCUGGUGCAAGGGCGUCUGCUGGCCACAAAAUAGUUUGUAUUGAACACUUCCUGUCUCUUUGGGUAAAUUCAGACCUGUUGCAUUAAAGUGUUUUGUCCAGUGUUGUGCUGUGACGAUAUCAGGGAAACUGUGGAAACAUGAUGGUAAAUUAGAUAUUACAGAUGACAUGUAUAUAAAUUGUAAAUAUUAUGUGGGACAAAGCUUUGCUCUUGUAAACCGCAUAAACAUUGCCUUGCAGCUGUAAGACAAAAGAGAAAAAUCAUUUUAUGCAAUAAAAAAAGUUCUUCAUAUCAUAAAAAUCAAGCGAUUUUUUUUUUUUCAUAAUUUUCUGAUAGAUAGCCGAUACACUGGGGGACUCCACCCUUAAGUGGUGAGACUGAAGUGCUAAAAGUAUUUAGGAUCAGUUAUGAACUUAUACAUUCACACAUCUUAUGCGUUCAACACUUGUUUUCCCCAGAUGACAUUUGGCCAUUACACAUUAAAAAGUGAAAGUUAGUUGUCAUGCAAGGCGCUCUUGACUCUUUGCUGCCCUCUAGUGUGAGCACUUACUACAUUCAGAAAAAAACAAGCACGUUUACAUAGGCAUGUUACAGAUUAUGCUUAAGAAACCAACAAUGUAUAAUGUCAACUUAAUGACUUAAACCGUGUUCCUUUAUCAGGUUAAGGUCAUGAACGGAUUAAGCAAAAGCCACACGUAGAUGUUUGCCCGUUACACCAAUUUUGCCCAAACACCUUUACUGGCUGUUCUUACCGGCGUACCCAAUGGGUGCUAGUGUUCUGCGUAUUCCUGUUCUUUUGAAUCUCAAGUUAACAUGGUAUUUUGCAUUAUCAAGCCCUGUUGCUGCAUCCGAAUAUGCAUACUUCCCUACUAUAUAGUAUGCCAAAAACAGUAUGCUAAUGGAGUAGCAUGUCAGAAUCCACAGUAGGCCCUAUUCAUUUUUGUUAUUGUUUUUUUUUCAAUUACAGACAAGUACAAUGCAAAACGUACAAGGCAAAUAUAAGGCAUUGCGGUACAGUUCAGAGUAUACGAAACAACAACAACUAAAACAUAAAAUGAACAUGUGUGUAAAAAUAAAUAAAUAAAUACUAAAUAAAUAAAUUAAGUAAAAAACACUGGAAUAAAAAGUGCUAUAUAAUAUUAAGGC